ACCAAACCCUACUCAUCUACAUUCUCUCUUUCCAAGCUCCUACACCUCAUCUAUAUAAACCCAAUGCCUUAACCCUAAUCAACUCACUCACCUUCCUAAAAGAAUCAAUACCCAUCUCCAAUUGUUUUUCAUUUGAACCCUCCAUGGCUGGUCUCAAGCUCGUUUGUGGUCUAAUCUUGUUCAUGUUAGUGGUUGAACCAAUGGCCACAACCGCCCUAACAUGCGGAGACGUGGUGGGACUUGCGGCCGGAUGCAUUGGGUACUUGCAGAACCGAGGUGGAAGAAGGCCAUCGAGAGGUUGCUGCAAUGGAGUUCAUUACCUAAACAGGCGAGCUAGAACCACCCGUGACCGACGAACCGUGUGCCGAUGCUUGCAAAACACCGCGAGGAGAAUCUCUGGUGUCAAUUAUAGGUUGGCUGAGAGCCUUCCUGCUAAAUGCGGUGUUAGAAUUCCUUUCAAGAUCAGCCUCUCUACUAAUUGCAACAGGGUGAGAUGAGAUGGAUGAAGUAAUUUGCAGCUUGCAGGAGAUACUUUAUAUAUAU
This is a messenger RNA of Hibiscus syriacus, 543 nucleotides long. Its product is annotated as non-specific lipid-transfer protein P3-like. Gene Ontology annotation, biological process: lipid transport. The transcript has 2 exons. The record is from RefSeq and is a predicted model, not a curated record. Lineage: Eukaryota; Viridiplantae; Streptophyta; Magnoliopsida; Malvales; Malvaceae. Bases 144 to 497 code for a protein of 117 amino acids. Gene Ontology annotation, cellular component: membrane. Gene Ontology annotation, molecular function: lipid binding.